This is a messenger RNA of Spizellomyces punctatus DAOM BR117, 1996 nucleotides long. RefSeq names its product CTD small phosphatase-like protein. The coding region runs from base 597 to 1418 and encodes 273 amino acids. Gene Ontology annotation, cellular component: plasma membrane. NCBI's taxonomy places the organism in Eukaryota, Fungi, Chytridiomycota, Chytridiomycetes, Spizellomycetales, Spizellomycetaceae. The transcript is spliced from 7 exons. Gene Ontology annotation, molecular function: phosphoprotein phosphatase activity. The record is from RefSeq and is a predicted model, not a curated record.
GAACCGCUACUUUUUUGUGUACAGAACAACCUUGCAGCAGUUCGUUUUUGGUCUUGCGUUUGUUUGCAGUCCCCAAAAAUCAACGAAUCCGGCAGUCUUCUUGCUUUAUUUACGGACGCUACGCAAAAACACAACCUCAAGAACCUUUGGACCGUAUGUGGCGAGUGUAGCAAAAGGACAAGACGCGCGCUUUGUUGGUGGUGCACACAACAAAACACACUUUUUGUAACGGCCUGCGUAGGUCGUUGGCAAGACUCGAGUCUUUUUGUUUUCUUUUCCUUGACGUUUGGUGGUGGGUCUUGUUGUGUUGUGCUGCACCCACACAGACUCGUGCAGAGUUCCUUGUCUGCCCUCUGGUCAAGCUCCCUGGAAACGAAGCGCCUCAUCUCAUUCCUACCAAUCUCCGGGCCUCACAACUCUAAACAAUUCGUCUCCGGUGCCUGCCACGGCAACAAUCCUCGAGCGCCAUCCACGUCUCGCCCUACCCUGCACCGCCCACACCCGCUCCCGACAGUCUUCCCGGAACCGUACUUAUAGAAGAGCCGGAUACUGUAUCUCACCCAACAACGUUUGAUUCUCAUAUCCAAUCCAAUAGAAUGCCUGGAUUAGAAAGCGUGAUUACGCAAGUACAGCCGCCGGCGGCUGAAAGUGGAGAUGAUGGACCUGCAGGAAUCAUCGCGUCAGUAAGGCCGAAUGCAGAAGGUAAUGCAAGCGCUGCAGCCACAAGUGCAAACCAGACCGGAUCUUCCUCGAGCGCCACCCCACCAGCUGCACAGCCCCCGCCGACCCAUCCGCCGCCAACACCAAAUUCUCAAUCUUCUGCCCAAGCCAAUGUCCCCUCUGGAUCCAGUUCCGUUCGUUCCAAUCGCUCAUCGUGGAAAUCCGUUAUUGCCUCGAUUUUCGCAUGCUGUUAUCCUGAUAUCACGCACAGCGAGGUCGAUGUGGAGAAAGAUAAGAGGGAAGGACAUGCGUUGGCUAAUACAGCUGGGGGGACUGUGGGUAUUAGUGGGAAAGGUGUGGAUAAAGGUGGGGGGACGGUUGCUCCGCAAAAGGACGCAAAAGGGAUGGUUGUCAAAGCCAGUGGUCCUGCCGGUGAUUUUCAAAAGGCGAAGCAACAAGCGCAGCCGGAGCCAAAAUACCUUCUCAAGCCACUGGCCGCAGAGGACGUUGGACGUAAAUGCCUCGUUCUGGAUCUUGACGAAACCCUUGUACAUAGCUCAUUCAAGGCUGUGCCGCAAGCAGACUUUAUUAUCCCGGUCGAAAUAGAUGGACAGGUCCAUAACGUGUAUGUAUUGAAACGACCUGGGGUGGAUGUUUCCUACAAAGAUUGGGACCACAGUUUGAGGUGGUGGUUUUCACAGCGAGUCUUUCAAAGUAUGCCGAUCCUGUCCUUGACAAGCUCGACCGACAUCGGGUAGUAAAGCACCGACUUUUCCGCGAAGCAUGCCUCCAUCACAAAGGAAACUAUGUCAAGGACCUAAGCAUGUUGGGACGAGAUCUCAAAGACGUUAUCAUCCUCGACAACUCCCCUGCUUCGUACAUUUUUCAUCCUACUAACGCAAUACCCAUUUCGAGCUGGUUCAAUGAUCCGAAUGAUACCGAGUUGUUGGAUUUGAUACCGUUUUUGGAGGAUCUCAAGAUGGUGGAUAACGUAAUGUUGGUAUUGGAUAAUUCGACAGAUGAUGGAUGAGGGGUUAAGCAAAAAGCUGAGAGAAACUGUUCCCUUUGGUAUUUUUUUUUUUAUUAUUACGUUGAGAAAAAUGUUUUGGGAAUGGGACUUUUGGGUGUUUUGUUUGUGUGUUUGUUGUUUUGGAAAUCUGUGUGGUCCUUGAUUCUUUUUGGGGUGCUGGUUGGGGUUGUUUUCUCUGGUGGUGUUCCCUCCCUUUUUUUUUUUUUUUCGUAGUUGCAAAUGGAAAUACCUCAUUUAUGUUUUGUGGGAAUAGUCCUUUUGCAAAGGGGGGCCGAACCCGCACAGGAUCAGGACCAAGAGUGGCCG